Zingiber officinale is the source of this 1267-nucleotide messenger RNA. RefSeq lists its product as uncharacterized. NCBI's taxonomy places the organism in Eukaryota, Viridiplantae, Streptophyta, Magnoliopsida, Zingiberales, Zingiberaceae. The coding region runs from base 80 to 1126 and encodes 348 amino acids. The record is from RefSeq and is a predicted model, not a curated record. The transcript has 4 exons.
AAGCCCAUCGCUCAGCCUCUGCCGUUCGCAGCCCUAAUCCAAAGUGCUGCUAUUUUGUACCAUUUUGUUAGCGCAAGAAAUGCCGGAGGAGCAUAGGCGAAGGGAAGGCGGCGCCGGAGGCGACUCGCGGUCACGACGCGAGGAACGCGAUCCCGACAGGAGGCGUCCCCAUUCCCGAUCUGAAAGAGAAAGGCAAAGGGAGCCCAGUCCAAAAAGAUCAAGAAGAGAUGAAAAACCAUCAUCUGAGAGGAAAUAUUCUGGUAAUAAUGAUUUGGACAUUGAUGACAAUAGAGAGCGAAAGCAUCGUAGGCGGUUUCAAGAUUCUAUGCCAGUAAGGAUUUCUUCAGCAGCUGAUACAAAGGUGAAGUUUGACUCUGCGAAAGAUGGUUUUGACAGAAAGGCUAUUCCUGAUGACACUAAACGUCCUUCAGACACAGUAGAAACACCUCGGAGUCGAUCUCACUUCCAGCACGAUGAGCAUGGCAGUGCUGGGAAGGAUGGCCUAAGUUAUGGUCACAGAGCAAAUGAUACGGGAAGAGGUAAUCUAAAGGAGCCAACUGGCGACACAGUGGAUAAGAACAUGGUAUCUGAUAUGCCGAAAAGAUCUGGAAGGGCUAAAGCUCAAGCAAAGGAAUGGAAGCAUGAUGGGUUUUUUGAAUUGGAGGGUCAGGCACUAGUCCCCAGUAAAAGACCCGCAUUCAGUGAAAAGAAAAUGCCAGCAGAGAAAGAUCCUAUUAUUAGCCCUCGUUUGGAUUCCAGAAAUUGUCAUGACCAACAAUCAAAUGAAGCCUCAAGAAGGGAAGAAAAGAUAAACAACAUGCGUGGAUAUAAGCCUGAGAGAUCUUUUAGUCGAGCUGACGAUAAGUAUGAUAAGAGGGAUGAAAGAUAUCUCCAAAGAAAUGAAAUGCACAGGUCUAGUUUUCAGUCUAUGGAAAGGCACAGUACCAGAGAGACUAGGGGCAGGGAAAGGUUUAGUGGACCAUACGGUGAGCGGAGGCCAUAUCUGCAAACUGGUUUUCCGGUAGAGAAAUGGAAGCAUGACCUUUAUGAUGAAGGUAAUAAAAGCCCAACUCCAGAGAAUGAGGAAGAGCAGAUAGCAAAGGUUGAAGCACUUCUGGAACUAUAGCUAUUGCAACUGUGGAGUAAUUUCUUGCAAAAAAUCUCUUUCGCCAAAUACUUUUUCCUGCCUUUCGGAUUCUAGAAUUUGAACGGCAAAGAACUUAUCAAGCUUUCUUAAAUUUUGCAAAUGUAUUAUGUUUAUGUGAAA